AUGAAUUCGCCAGAGUCGACGCAGAGUGCUCUGACGAGCGAAGAGGAGUACCCUUCUGUGCAUCUGCUACUUCUUAUCACGGGCAGUGUCGCAGCAAUCAAGACAGGGCUUCUGCUGGAUCAGCUCUCAACAGAGCGAUGCAAUAUUCGCAUUGCCGCCACAAAGGCCGCGUUUCAUUUCCUUCGUCGAGCACAGCCGUCCAAGACGGGCAUCCCGUUCCAGAGCAUCAUCGCUGACGAGCAGGAGUGGAGUGAAUGGCAGGCAAUGAAUGAUGCAGUGGUGCACAUUGAGCUGCGCCGAUGGGCGGACCUCGUCGUGAUUGCCCCACUCGACGCGAACACACUCGCCAAGGUGGCUACAGGGCUCUGCGACAACCUGGUAUCGAAUAUCAUGCGAGCAUGGGAGGUGAAACAGAAGCCGGUGAUUCUGUGCCCAGCCAUGAACACCGCCAUGUGGAUGCACCCCAUCACAGCGAAGCAGCUAGACCAGCUAGCGGAGUGGUACUGCGAGCCAGAUGCACGGAUUUGUACAUUAUGCAGUGAAGUGAUCAAGGCUAGUCUUCCGGUGGACGGGAGCUUCGCAUUGCCUGCAACAGCCACUGUGAAAGAAAGCGAGGAGGCAAACGCGAAGGAGAUCGAGCAUAGCGCGACACCGACGACAAAUGCCUCCUCCUCGUUGGCCGUGGGGGCUACCGGUGCCAUUGCUACUGCUGCUGCCGCUACUGCGCUUGGCCCUCCGCUCCCUGUGACAUUGCGUGAAUCGAUGUACCUGGUUGUGGGUCCCGUGAGCAAGAACCUAGCCUGUGGCGACAUUGGGAUGGGCGGCAUGGCCAGCGUUGAGGAGAUUGCGCUUUACAUCCGUCACACCAUGAAGCUGAUUCGAGAGGAAAAGCGGCGUCACUUUCAAGAGGCGCGGGUGCGGCGCGCGGCGGAAGCCCCAAGCGCUAAGUCUCUGCAGCACCCUCCUCACGAGAUGCACCAGCCAGAGAUGCGGCUUCUCCCUGCGGCACCUGUGCUUGUAACACCAGACACCGUGUUGAAUGGACCGCAGUCGCAGGGGGAUAUGAAGCUGCCAGGCACCGGCGAAGCAGUCCAAGGUAAGGGCCCAGCGGAGAAGACCAGUGCCUAG
Molecule: messenger RNA, 1128 nt
Organism: Leishmania braziliensis MHOM/BR/75/M2904
Lineage: Eukaryota; Euglenozoa; Kinetoplastea; Trypanosomatida; Trypanosomatidae
Exons: 1
Coding region: 1-1128 (375 amino acids)
Biological process (GO): coenzyme A biosynthetic process
Cellular component (GO): phosphopantothenoylcysteine decarboxylase complex
Molecular function (GO): phosphopantothenoylcysteine decarboxylase activity; FMN binding
Source: RefSeq, a predicted model, not a curated record